GUGAGGCCAAGGCUGUCAAAACAUGGCCUCUGAUACGGAAGUACGGAGUCAAACAGUGGUAAAUAUCUUUGUCGUUUAAUACGAUGUUUGCAAACUUUUACCAUUCUUAGCUUUUUUUACAUUCAUCCUAUAGACUCGUCCUCCUCCGCAUUUGGAAGGAAAUUUAAUUUUUCACCGUGCAAACAAGCUUGGAAGACCAAAACGGGCUUUCUUCGUGGUAAGGGCUGCAUAAGCGACCAAACUUUCUAUGAGUCAGAGUUUCAUUUGUUUUCAUUCAGCUAUUCUUUACAGAAGUAUGCAUUUUGUGAGUCUGAUUUAAAAACUUCCGUACGAUUGAAGCGACAGAGUCAUUAGUGUUUAGAAAUCGUGAAUUGAAAUUGAAAUGAUGUCUUGCCUCCCGGAAACCAUAAAACUAAAACUAGGGGAAAAUUGCUAAUCUUUCGAUCUGUCAUUGUGAAACACCAUAUUAUACUUACUUUCUUCGCGAAGAGCAUUAUGGUAUGUUAUAACUCAGGCCGGAAUGGUCUGCACUUGAGAGUUGUUCUUGAUAUUGGCACUAAUAGUUACUCCCUAUUUUUUUUUUCUCUGGCUGUUGUUCUUCUGUUGUUCUUUUUUUUUUUACAAUAGUUUACCAUCGAAACGUGCUUGCCAUGAAUGGAUGUUGUGUUAAUCUUAAAGUUCGUACCAAUUUUCAUUUUCCACUGCAUUACUGCAAAAAAAAUUAAUUACCACAAAGCACCGCAGAAAGUAAAGAGGUAUUUUGACGUGGUCAUAGCAGUGUGGUAUAUUUGUACUUGUUCAGAUGGAUAAAGUAAAAUGUGAAAAUUAACCGUAAAAUUUACAUCAUGAGCUUUUGGAUGCUUUUGUAAUUUUACUCCAUAAACAGGAAGGGUUAGCUCUUCACCUAAACUUUGAUCACUUUUCUUUUUUUUUUACAUUUGUAUAUUCCAGUGGCAGAUACAUGAGAAGGUUCUAAGGGGUCCAGACCCCCCUUCCUAUUAGACCUGUGGAUUCUUUUUCUCAUGUUGUAACACAAAAAUUGUUUAAAUCACAAGAUUACAGGCUGGUACUCCCAGUAUAAAGUAUUUGAUAUUUACUUUGCUUGCAAUAUUUCCGAGCUUAUAUAGACCAUGUUAAAAAAAGAGAAAUUUCUUUGUUUCAGAAUCAAAGGUUGGACCCCUUAUUAAAAAUUCCUGGAUCUGUCCCUGUAUUGAAUAACAAAGUUGAUGAAUAACAGCAUUUCUAAUUUUCUCUUGAUCUACAGCUGUUGGAGACAGUGAUAUAUCAGUAUGAAAGCAAGGACAUGUAUUAUAAGAGGCAAAGAUCAAAAGAGGAUUUAAAAAUAUGUCUGGAAGAGGUAAAUCAAAAUUAUCAUUGUGCUUAUAGAUGUAAUUGAAGUUGUACAAUACUGUAAUUAUAUUAAGCUAUAUUAUCAAAAAGUUAAUAUUAGUCAAGGUAUUAAUUGGCCCACAUACCUGUCAAAUAACUGCAAUUUAUUAUUAUUCAUGCAGUUAAUUUCAGAGCCUGAUUGGGACUUUCGUCAUUAAUUCUAUUCAGUUAUAAAACUUACCAUACAUCAUAGAAUUUGCUCAUAUGGAUGAUUGUUUCAAGGCUUGACACUUGAUGUAGUUAUCAUUUUGCUAAUCAUUGGUGAUUAUGUUGUUAGGUCAGUGGUAUAACAGAAAUUUUGAUGUCCAGCAAACAAUACGAGAACUGCAGCUUCAAGCUGACACUUAAUGGCAAAGAGGCUAAAGAGUACAAGUUUUCUGCUGAGGUACUGAUUCUAAAGUUAUCUACACCCCUUAUGCCAUAAUGUCAGUAUGCAUACUCUUUACUGUGUUAUAUACAUUUCCUAAGGUGCUGACAAGGAGAAUUUGUUUAACAAUCAAGAGCAUCUUUAGUUGGUGAUUGUUUCCUUUUUUCAUCCUUAAUGUUUGAAUUAGGGGUAAUAUCAUGGAGAGGAACUACCGGUAUAUGCUAGUUGCUCUUAACCCUUUCACUCCCACAAGUGACCAAGACAGAAUUUCUCCUUACAAUAUCAAUACAAUAUCAAGCAGGCAGGUGAUGAGAAUAGAGAAGAAUGUCAACCAUGGGAUUAUUAGUUGAUCCAAUACCAAAUUCUCUGAACUUGCAUCAUAAGAAUUGUAUGGCAGAUAGUAAGGAGAAUUACUAAUUAGAUCUUGGGAGUGAAAGGGUGAAUGGUUAAAGGGUUAAAAGAGGCCAAAUAUUUUUUGAUUAUUACACCUAUGGACACCACUUUGCCAGAGAUCCAAAUUUCCUUGCAGGAAUCUGAAAUCUAGCCAUAUUUUUAGUUUUACCAAUUCCCCCUUCUCCUAUUAGAGAAAAAAUAAUAUUUGAAUUGAGGGCUUCACUCAGUGUCCCCACAUACUGAAACUAAAAUUAACACAGGUUAUCCAAAGCUUCAAAAUUCAUUCAAAUAUGAAACAACCCUUAAACAGAAAGUCCAAAGUUUAGAAGGAAUUAAAAUUUGUUGAUUUGACUCUUAUUCAAAUUUACUUUGAUCUGGGAGAUUUAAAAAGUUUUAAAUGUGAUAAAGAGGUUUUUAUUGCAUAGAUGAGACUUCCAGAUAUUCUGGAGAGUUGGCCAGUACACACAUUGCUGUACUGCAUACAUCACGCUGUGGAAGAAGCCCAUCAUUUAUGAAUUGCCAUAUAAAAAUUGAAAUAACAAGCUUUCUUUCAUGGCAAUCAGUGUACUAAAUAUGGCUUUGGUCUUCAUGGUGUUUUUUCUUUUACAGUCUAGGCAAGCAAUGAAAGACUGGGUGAAUGGCUUAAGAGAGGCCAAAGAGUUUUGGAUACGGCAUUACAAGAGGCAAGCAUUCAAGAAGCAAUUCAUCAAUCAAGGAAACUUUGCAGAUGUGUCUGGCCCAGUUUAUGAUGAAGAUGAAAGCCUAGUAAGUUUUCAGGACAGUUAAUAUUCCUUCCCUAUUUAAGCAAAAGUGAUCAUUACAAAUAACAGCAAUUUGCACAUAAUGUUUCAAUAAUUUCUUUUUUAGGCUGACAGCAUCAUCUGUGGUUCAAGUGAAUGCUGGUGAGACCUCAAGAAGUGUAUAUCUUGCAGAUUAAAAUAAAUUCAGGUUGAACUGAUUUCAACUAAUUUGAUUGGAAUUUUCUGUUGUUUGUGAGAUAUGCUUAUUAACCCAUCUAGAGCAAAGGAGUGAAGAAAUCUAUUUGGUUUAAGAUUAAUUUGAUCUAAAAGUACAAUUUUUAACUACUACAUAUACAACUGCACAGUAUGUUUUUUUUUGGUAAUUAUUUUUUACUCCACUUUUCACUCUGUAAUCCAGAUGUAGGGAGAAGCAUCUGGCAUUAACCCUUUAACCCUUUAACUCCCAUGAGUGACCAAGACAGAAUUUCUCCUUACAAUAUCAAUACAAUAUCAACCAGAUAAGUGAUGAGAAUAAAGAAAAAUAUCAAUUUGGGGAUAAUUAGUUGAUCCAAUACUUAAUUCUCUAAACUAACAUUACAUGAAUUGCAUGGUUGACAGUAAGGAUAAUUUGAUCCGAGAGUUAAAGGGUUAACUCCCACAAGUGAUUAACAUAAAAAUUCUCACUACAAUAUCCAUACAUUCUUCAGCAAAUGAGAUGAUUCAAACUUAUCAGGUAAACGCUGUUAUCUUGAUCUGGCACCAAGUUCUCAUAACUAAUUUACAAGGGAAUGUGUAGCAGCUAGAGGGGAGAAUUAAUAAUCAGAUCUUGGGAGUUGAUGGGUUAAAGGAGCAAUUUUUGGUGUUGACAUGCUGUUGUGCACUGUAUGUACAUGUUAUAAACUUGCUUUAAUUGCUUUUUUCCAGUGAACUAGUUCAUGUAUCUGUCACCACAUGGGAUAAAAGAACUUACACAGUUCUCCUUCCAUGUGUGUUUGAUAUGGAUGAGUUGUUAGCUGCCCUAUGUACAAAGUCACAAACUAAAAGAUGUGCUGGCUGCUACGUUUGUAAGCUUCAACAGUCAUCAAUGGAAGUAUGGACAGUAACAGCUAAUGGAAUUGGUAACAUUUUAUGUUUGUUAUGGUUAAAAUCAUUUUGUAUUAAAAAGGGUGGAAAAACAAUUUUAAUCCAGCAAAUGGUCUUAAAAAACAAAAGGAGUCCAUUUGAAAUUGCUGUUUAGUGGCAUUUUGUAAUACACAAUAAUAAUAAUUAUAAUGAUAAUAAUGAUAAUGAUAUUUAUUAUUUGUAAUGUGCAUUUUACAUGUGCAUAUGAUCAAAUGCACAAUAAAAUAAAUAGAAUAAAGUAAAUAUAAAUAUAAAUGCUAGAUAAAAAUUUAAAUACGCAGCCUUGUAUCAAAAUAUACAAAACGAUUAAAUAAUAUAAACAAUAUCAAACAAAAAUUUAAAAACUUGAAUAAAAACUUUAAAACUAAAUAUCAAUUAUGAUAUGUUACAUUGAAGUAGUAUGUCUUCAAUAGAGAUUUAAAUUUAAUUAAGUUAUUUACAUUUCUUAUUGAACUAGGAAGACCAAUCCAGAGUUUAGGAGCUGCACUGGCAAAAGCCCUAUCAGCUAAAGUUUUCUUCGUUCCAAUGGUUAAUGGUUGUAAUAAAAGCUCAUCAAAGGCUUUUUAUCUUAAUAAAAUUAAUUUUAAUUUCAUUUAUGGCUAAAAGUUAAGAACAGUAACUAAUGAAAAAAGAGAGAUUUUUGGAACAAAAACAACUUUGAAGGCUGUGGCAGACUUUAUAGCAGAGUACAGCUAGCCCACCAAAUUGAGCAAUCACAUUGUGCACAUAGCAACAGAGAGAUGAAAUAUAAAAGGUUUUUAGGCUUUCUUGUGUUGUAUAGCAUACCGGCAAGGGAAGACUUUCUUUGUGCAAGAAAACUUCACUGGAUCAUUCAUUGAUGUGCUAGACUACUAGACUACUACACUUUAAUUUAUAAUCAAGAAGACACCCACACAAUUUCCUUCUAAAGUUGCUUGAAGUUAGAAUUUUUUUUACAACUAACUUGUAUUAUAUUUGCAUUGUGAAAUCAGCAUUGGUUUAUUUUUAAUUCCAGGGCACAGAUUUGACAUCGAAGAUGGUACUUUAGACAUUUCCAAACUUGGAAACCGCUUCUAUCUUUUAGUGCACAAUUACAAGGUUGGUAAUUUAAGUUAAAGUUUAACUGAGAAGUUAUGUGUUCAGAGCUUAACUUUGCUUGUGUACAUCACAUGAUAAUUUGAGGUACUUUGUGAAUUAAUUGUUCCUUUUAUAUCAAGACCGAAUUCUUGUUUUUUUUUUUCUUUUCCCAGCUACUGAUUAUUCACUUUGAUGAUGGCACAUUUCAAGUACUUCCUUCUUUAGUUUUCAUAAAAGCAAAAGAGGUAAAUGGAAUGUCUGAUUAACCAAUUCACCCCCAUGAGUGAUCAGCAGCUGAAUACUUCUCACAUUAUCACCUCUUCACCAAACAUAAGGGUCAUGAGAAUAAAAGAUAUGAUCACUGAGUCAGUAAGCUUUUGAUUCAUAAACAAGGUCUCCUUUUCAGUACAAUUAGGAAAUGUUUAGAGAACAGUGCGGAGAAUAUGCAUGCUUAUGUAAGGGUGAAAAGGAUUAAUUUUACUUAAAGUAGUGGUUCCUAGAGAGAUACUUUUGUCACUGUUGUGUUAGCAAACAUACAUUGUACACUGUUGUAAGUAGAAAGCUUGGAAACUGCUACCACAGUGUAAGUUCACUUUGAAUUUGGAUGGUGGAUGGACUUUUUUCCCUUAACACUUGUUCCCCAUUUUAGGCAUACAUAUGGGAGCAUAGUAAUAUUACUCUACACAUUUCCUUGUUUUGGUCCUUACAUCUCAAAGUAUUCCCACCAGGAAAUAAUGUACAGUUUAGUUGGACUGGAUCUAAUUUUUUUUAAUUUAGAAUGGUUGUAGUAGUUACCACUGUGUCACUUGAUUUCUAUUAUCUGCACAUCUCAUGGUUCCUGUGACAGAUCCACUGGGUGGGUCUGAAACACACCCCCCUCCAAUAGACCCAGAUUGUUUUAUUACUUUCCUUAGAGCAAACUUCGUUCAAUGACAGGAUUACAUAUAGCUAUGUGAUUUGAAGCAUUUAAAUUUGCUCAACUUCAAAUUUUCUGAGCUUAUUUAGGCUCCAGUAAUGAAAAUAAAAGAAAUUCUGCUUUUUCUGAAGUUUUUGUUUCCAAACUGAAGUUCGAGGUAGGGGGACUGGUACUCAAUUCCAUGAAUAUUCCAGCUACUUUUCCACAUCAUUUUACAGUGUAGAGAAAUGAACGGUCUUUUUCCAAUUAUUUCAGGUUCCUCGUAUUCCUUCUUUGGCUACCAAACUAGAGUCUCUUGGUAUCGAGAACUUUGGUUUAUUUCUGGUUAAUGACGAUGGAACAUGUAAGUUGUAUAUCUAAAGUUUAUUUCAACCACGUCCUUUGUUGGAAAAGCGGAGCACUUAACGUUAAGGAAGAGUUUUCCUUGAUAGUAUGGGUUGUGUAAAAGGCUUUAUCGCUAAGAACAUCUCUUGCUCCAUCUACAACGAUUUAGUGUUAUUGCCUACCUAUAUGAAUGGAGUUGCGUCUUGCUUGUGUUUCCGAGAUCCACACAACUGCAUUCAAAAACAAGAACUAACUUAACUUAGAGAUUGACGUUCGUAGUCAGAAAGCUGCGCUCACAUGUAUAAAACCUUCUACUCCUAAGAAUCCUAAAUUAUAACACUUAUGUGUUAUAAUUAUAAACAGUUCAAAGUUAGAUUAAAAGAGUGACUGAUUACACGAAACCAGUCUGACAAUGAGCGAAUAAAAAUAUGCGCAAUCAGUGUAAGCGUAAGAGUCAGUUACAGAUCAGAUAAGACUCUUUUGAAACACGAACUUGCUCGCGGAAAAAAUAAUGAUCAUUGGUUUCCUCAACGGAGAAACACGAUCACUUAUUGCUGUAUAGUAUUUCCACAAUUAACCUUGUUUAUCUUUUUUCUUUUUAAGCAAAUCUUUUUACUCCCGAGGAGGAGCCACUCAAACAUUCUCUGCAAGGUAUAAUCUACAUAUAAACACUUUUUGUGCUCAGUUUUUUAGAGAAUAUGAAAAAAAAGGGUUAAUACUCAGGUUCAAUACAAUUGAUGCUCUGGUAAGCGCACAUUCUUAGUCACUAGAGCAGAGUGCAUACCAGGAUUGUUCUCGUUGUUGGGUAUGCGCACUAGCGGUGUUAGCGGUGACAGCUGAUGCGACCUUGUCCAACCCACAAUAAAGAUGGCAAAAGGCACUCUUAAGUAUGGCACUGUUAUUAAAUCAAUGUACUGUGAAACCGUCCUAACGAAUGGCGAUGUGACGUUUAUUGGGUAAAGUAAGAUUCAGGAACCAAUAUCCGGUUUUGGGUAAAUCGUAACCAGUUACUGAAAUGUGUCGAUAGGAAGUUUUGCGACGGGUAUGUUCUUCAAGAGUGCCUCUGCUAUAAUCACUUUUUAAACUCUGGGGCGUCAUCUUGGUCCAAGACAUAAUGUCCUCUGCAGAUUGUGAUUCUAUUGAUCAUGUUAAGUUUAGACUGCUUACUUCUAGAAGGAAGUAACCAUUCUCAUGAAUCUAAAAACCGUGACUGUCAAGAGUGCCCCUGCUAUAAUCACUUUUUAAACUCUGGAGCGUCAUCUUGGUCCAAGACAUAAUUUCCUCUGCAGAUUGUGAUUCUAUUAAUCAUGUUAAGUUUAGGCUGCUUACUUCUAGAAGGAAGUAACCAUUCUUAUGUAGCUUGCACCGAUUUUGAUAAAUGACUUCAUGUUAUUGCGUGAUAAACUUUGAUUUUCUGUCUUUGUGAAUCAUGUAGGAAGGCUGGUUCUAAAAACCGUGACUGUUUCUACACCUCUCCGGCCGCGGAUUUCAGAAAUUCAAAGAAAAAAGGUAACCAACGAAGUUAUAGACUUCUUAACAAUGCAACGGCUAUCAUAUUGACCUUAUGGUUUGGGUGAAGCGAUGCAGUAAUUACCAGUAUUUAUCACUGAAAUAAUACCAAAGUCAUUCGCUGUGAUUUACAGAUCCUAGAAUCUUCCCUUUUAUGUACCAUUGCUCUUAAUUAAAUGCACGGUUGUCGUUGCAACGAAAGGUGACGCGACUUUGAUGAAGUAAAGUAAGGUUCAGGAACUAAUGGGAUGUCCUUUUGGAUGUCUGUUAAUCGUAACUACUUUCGGAAAUGUGGCAAUAAGGAGUUUGUAUGGGAGUAAAAACACUCGAAGACGAAGUUAUUGAGAGGAUUAUCUCCAUUUGGCUUAAACUCCUCUUUGGAAUUAAUCGCUCUGACGGAGGGGCAAUAAGGCAAUGUGGCAAUAAGGAGUUUGUAUGGGAGUAAAAAAAAAACACUCGAAGACGAAGUUAUUGAGAGGAUUAUCUCCAUUUGGCUUAAACUCCUCUUUGGAAUUAAUCGCUCUGACGGAGGGCUAAUGCUCGAAACGUCAACUUGGAAACUCUUUAUGGUGGUCACUUUACAUUAUCAACUCAGUCGAUAGAAAAAAUUAUUUCGAGAUUAAUCGUUUGUUUCACAUAGGUUACCAUUAUUCAUUUUUGAAAUAAAGUGUGUUUAUACAUAUUGGUCCUUAACUAUUCUUUUAGGACCAAUCCUAGCACACUUUUCAUCCCACAUCAUACAUUACCUCUCUGUGCAUUUUUGUUGAAAUCCCAUAGUAAUCUUCUGUACUUGCAGCUGAGGAAGUAUCAGCAGAACCGAAGGCAAAUGGAGGCGCUGAAAAGAGUCGAAAAGGAAAAGUGUCGGCAUAACAGUAAUUUGAAUGUAAGUAAGACAGACAAAAAUGAGGUUUCAUGCCCCGAUGGUCUUGUGUUUUACGAACAGCAUUUUGGAAUGUCAAAUGACGUCAUAAGCCCUUCUAGAUUGGAUGGCUGUGUGGAUAUGUCAAUGGACGCUGAGAAAGACAGACGAAGUGGCCCAACGAAGCUCGUAGCUUCGAUUGAAGCUCGCAGAAUUUCUCAAGAAGCGGAAUAUUGUAUCGAUGAUGAUGCCGAGUUUCUUUCCGUUGAGGAAACUUUUAAAGGCUCGUAUGAAAAAGAUGAAGAUGAAAUUGAAGUAAAGGUUGCGGACAAUGUUAGUAAGAAAGAUAGUGACUUAAGUGGUUGGUCCAGACCGGACGAUGGAGAGAUCUUUGAUGAUGACAACGUUGCUUUGAACACCUCUUCUUUAGCGACGCCUGAGUAUGCGCUAAAUGACGAAACAGAAGAACAAUUAUCAAAAUCAUCUUCUAAAGGGAAUUGGUACGCUUCAGGUCGAUGUGCAGUUAGGGAUUCUAACAGCGAAGAACUUUUUUCAAACGGCGAUAAAUCGUGUGAAAUAAGCCGAAGGGUUCCCAAGUCAACUGACGUUGGGAUGGUUUCAGAACCAUACAGUCGUAGUAAAGAUACAAUUGCUAAACUUAACUCUUGUAGCGAGCCAGGAAAUCAUAAUAGAAAUUCUUUGUUAGUCGACGAUGUGGAGGCCAUCGCCUGCUUAAAGAUUGACACAGAAAGCCAGGAAAUGAAAACAACUGUUAACAAUCCUUCACUGAAUGCAAGUACUGAGAGUAAGUUUGAAAGACACCUGCUAUGUGUGACAGACAGCGAUGACAAAUCUCCUUCAGUUCCAUGCGAGUUCCUGUAUCCCACAGAACCAUUAGUGAAGAGAACGGAUAAUCAGGAUGGUUUUUCCAGACUUUCAACAGUAAUUGUCAAGGAAGGGGACAAUAGUUGUGCCUCCUGUGCUCGUAAUGAGCAAUGUGAUUUUACCAUCAUUAGCUCGCCUCGUGUUCUAGAACUGGCUCUGAAGAUUUGCUCUGGUCAAAACGUCAACGAGGAGGAAGUAGGUGAAGCCAACAAAUUCUCCAGAAUUUGUCUUUCUGGUUGGCACUUACAGUGUGAAAAUGGAUCGUGGGCUGUAGUUGAACGCGGAGUUCUGCAUUCACACAAUGACAUCCUCUCUUCUGAAGUGAAAGUGCAUUUAUCAGACAGGUUUGAAGCUUUCUUUAACAGAGAGGAGAAGCUCUGGACUGUGAUAGAAAAUGAGCACAUUCAGAACGAACACUCCUCUUUUAGAAAUGAGAUUCAGAAUGAAGUUGUGAGAGAUACUUUUACGGCAACAGAAGACUCGCCCAGGGAUCAAGAUGACAUUAUUGAAGAGCGAGUGGUUACGCCAAUACUUAGUCAAAGCAACUCUCUGGAGAAUAUUUAUGUCAAGUCAUUAGAUUCUAAAGUUAGCGAUGAUGGAACUGAAAACUUAACGGAUGAUGAAAGACCAAUACCAACCGGGGGGAAUGGCGAUGUUGGCAGGCCAAGAGCAGAGUCUUCGUCCCAAGGAGCACUUUAUGCAGCCACUCAACGAGUUUUCUUACACAUUGUCGAGUUCGGUGAAGAGCCCGAAGAGGCACUUGAUGACACCAAACAUGAAAGUUUGAUCGAAAAUGUUUGCAGUCCUCUAUGCAGCGCCCUUUGGAACAUGUUAUCAAUCGGCGUGCGAAAAAAGUUUAUUGGGAAAUACACAUUGUGGAACAUCGUUGAAGAAUUGAAGGACAUUUCAGGCGAUGUAGAAUUGGCAGUGAACUGGGUAAAUAACAGAUGUGCUCGUCUAAGUGAUGAGCAAAAAUUCCAAGCGUUCGUUUGUGAAUGUCUCAACAUCGGACGUGGUACUUUGAAUCAAUGGCUGGAAGAAUUCAUUAAACAAAACAAGACGAGAGGUGAUGGAAAAAUAGGAAAAAAGUUCUACAGUCAAAGCGGUAUAGUUUUUCAGCUCUCUGGUCAAACGCUCGAAGAACUAGUGUUGGAUUUAUCACGAAUUAGCGGUCUACCUUUCAAAAUUAAUGUAGAAAGGUGGAUCAAGACAAAGGGCACUAGCCUUCAUGAGACACCUUUUACAUUUGAAUGACAC
Messenger RNA from Pocillopora meandrina, 10817 nucleotides. Lineage: Eukaryota; Metazoa; Cnidaria; Anthozoa; Scleractinia; Pocilloporidae. The record is from the annotation of a GenBank genome assembly.